AUGUUGAAGAGAAAUUUCUCGGAGAAAGUAUCUCUGCAAUCGUUCGGGCAUCAAAUACUUGAGGAUGAAUCGUCAGAAGUGAUUCCUAUGCAUCGAACGGUUGUAACGGAAUCAAAGAAGAUGCAAGUUGAUUUUGAAAUCGACAGAAUUACGUGUGUCCUUCGGUCUAGUCAAGAGAAGUUUCUCCGAAUGAUCAUUCAAACAGUCGAAGCUCAUUUUCAACAACUCUCCGACGCUAGUUACAAUGCCAAAGCUCAAAUUCAACAGAUUACUCUAGAUGAUACACAUGAAACACAUCUGCUCAAUCGUAGUUCUCAUGUUAGUCCCCAAACGCCAAUGUUUCUGGCUACUAUUGAAUUUGUAACAAAUAUUCGACACGUGAACAUUCAAUUGGAAAGUUUCUAUCUGUGGUUGACUCCUGAUUGCUUAGAAACAUGGAUCAUGUUCUUCACUUCAACUCAAUUCAUAAUCAAAGAAGAACAAUCGCAGAUGGUGACAAUGACGGAUAACGUGCCAUUACCCGCAAAAUACAUUUCACGAUACCAUCAUCAACAGCAAGAUUCAUCAUCAAUAUCAUCUUCAUCGAAGAAUACGUUGCCAUCCGAUAUUAUAACAAAAAUUGAGAUUCUGGUUAAAACUCCCCAGUUAUCCUGGUUGGAAAAUCAACCGAGUUCAAAUCCGGAUUGCCUUGUUGUUAAUUUCAUGUUUCAAAUGCAAUUGAACAUCGCCUUUGGAGAAACUCAAUUGCAUAGUUCCAUGAAAGAUCUUCGUGCUUACCUUUCGAAAUUUACUCAUUUGAAAGAUUGGAACUUUCGAUCUCAUGUUUUACAACCAACAAAUGUCGAUGUCGUUUUAAAUAGGAAUACAACGAAUGAAAAUUUCGAUGCUUCUAUCGGAGAUAUGCUUGUCAAUAUCUCUCCAAUCUUAGUUCGAAUGGUUGGCAAUCUAAUAAACUUGAUAAACAAAUGUAAAGCAACGACUUUGGCAGUGGGUUCACAGCACAAAAUAGAAACAUCUCUAUUCAAUCCAAAACCAUUCAAAGAUGGGUCAUUCUGGUUUCUAAAAGUACACCCGGCAGUAAACAAAACUAUAAUUGAAGAAGAAGAGAAAAGUACUAAUCAUCGCACACAACAUUUCAACUUGAAUCUGAAACUCAUCGAAAUCAAAUGCGAAUUUGCUGGUAAUUCAGUGGUAAAAGAAGCUGCUGCGCUGUGUCUUUCGGAUCUGUCUGUUGACAUUCGAAAUUGGUCGAGUAAUAUGAGUUGUUCUUCACGAAUUCAUCUUGAAUUAGCUGUUUUCAACGAUCGUACACUUGCAUGGAUGCCAUUGAUCGAACCAGUGGUUGACGAACGCGGCGAAAUCGUUUCUCCUUGGUAUCUGACAUGCUCGACUGUAGUAAAUGAAAAUCAAAUGAGAUAUCCGUUGAAGCAUCCUCUUGUUGAAGAAGAACGGUCUGUGCGGCCUCACAGAUUCGGAUGUUUGGGUCAUCAGAACUCAUUAUGCACUACUGAAGAACAGUCCAAAGAUAUCACAGAUAGUCUAAAUGCACAGACCAAAAUUCAUAUACGUGCCGAACACUUUUUGAGUAUGACAUUGACGAAAACAAGCUUCGAUCUCAUUCAACGUCUGACGACAUCAUAUAUGAAUGCUUAUAAUAAUAAAUUAUCAGUCAAUGAAGAUGAACCGAUGCUGUCCGUACACAAUUUAACAGGUUAUGAGGUUCUUCUUGAUGAUAUCAAAGAUCUCGAAAUGAAGGAUCAGUCAGAAAUACCGAUCCAACUGCAACAUGGAAAUUCAAUUCCGAUGAUCAUUCCAAAAGAGCGAUUAUCAGCAACACAUCUUCCUGCAAUUACCGAUCAAAAUAGUAGGAAACAACAAGAACUAUCUAUUCAAUUGAAAAUGAAUAAUACGAAUACACAAGUCGAUAUGAAUUAUGCCUCGAAACGAGUGUAUCAAUUGAGUCCAUCUGUUAUACCCGAUUGGCCCGUCGAAUUACUUUGCGAUUCUCAUAUUUACAAUAAUUCUCGACGACUAGUUCUUAGUUCCAUUGUUAAAGUUUACAAUCGGACUGUUUUGCCCCUGAUGAUCAUGGAUGUUGACUCGAUUGAAAUGAAAAGCUACCGAACAUUGUGUCGAGUUGAUGCAAAUGAUGAAUGUUAUCUUCCCAUCGAACCUCUGUACAUACGUUCAACUUCUCGACUAUUUAUCAGCUCGGAUGAAAGUGAUUUUAUUUCAUUCGACUGGAGAAAUGAAACUGCCGUCGAUCGUCGAUUGAAGAGAGAAAACAGUGAAGAAAUACACCUUGUGAUAAGGAAAGAAACUAUCAAUGCAUAUCUCGGAAAUACGGAUGAGUUGAGUCGAGCUUGUUUUCAUAUUUAUAUUCAUCAUGCUCUUCGUUUAAUUAAUCUCUUACCUAUCGACAUUCAAUGUCUGAUUGACUCGAAUAGUCCAAUCGAUCUGAAACCAAGUGAACUUCAUCAUAGUACACCCGGCAGUAAACAAUCUGUACUUACGUUUCUUAUUCCAUUGUACAACAAUAUGAAAUGGGUUUCAGAAGCAAUUGAUUUAACCACUAAAGGAUACGGAAAUCACAAUGAACAUUUGGUAGUUUUCCACGAAGUUCAAUCAAAUGAGAUAUUGAGAAUGAUCUUGCGUGUUGAUACGUAUCAAGGAUCAUUUCGUGCGGUCUUGUAUUCACCAUUUUGGAUUGUGAACUGUACGAAUCUUGAACUGGAAUUUAAGAUUGAUAACGAUAUAACUCUGGUCAAUGUUGAUGACUCACCGUUUUUCGUUUGUCCAAAGAAAAUUGAUAACGAAGUGCACAAUCGAAAAGCACAUGUUCGCGUCCAUCAUGUUGGAGAGGAAGACAACGAUUCUGCAUCUGAAUGGUCGGAAGAUUUCACUCUUUAUGUUAUUUCUAGUGCGGGUGUAGCGAACUGCAAAGUAUCUGAUGACCGAACCUAUAUGAUUGCUGUUCAUAUAACAACAACUUCAUUUUGUAUGACCAAAAUCAUCAAACUGUCGUCCUCUAUGGCUAUUAUCAAUAAUUCCACGAUUGAUCUUGAAGUUAACGAACUCGUACUGGGAACUCAACACAAUCAAUGGCACGGAGUCAAAUCCAAUGAAAUUAUCCCAUUUUGGCCACAGAAUGUCAAAGAGGGUGUUAUGUGUGUUCGCUAUGCAAAUAAGCCAAACGUAUCAUCACUAAGUUUUCCAAUGUAUGAUCGACAUCAAACAUUACUACGCAUGGAUGAUGACGAUCGUUCGAGUCUUCGUGUGCAAGUGUCAGUGAUUGAAUCUUUGGGUAUUCACAUCGUUUUCAGUGAUUAUCAGCAUGGCGAUGCACCUGUUUUACUUGUCAAUUGUUUGAGAAAUCGAUCAAUUGUGUAUUAUCAACAAGAAGAUCCAGAAAUGGUAAAUUUGUUACCGCAACAUUACGUUUAUUAUACAUGGACUGAUCUGUUCAAACCGCGUAAAUUGACUAUUGCGUGUGACAAUCAGCACAUCACCCUCGAGCUUCUCCCUGAUUGCGGCUGUUUGGAAGCAAGCAGUGCGAAUCGUAUGUUCUAUACUGUAUUUCAUGAUGGUCCUCAAACGAUUGUCCUCUUCGCUGAAGAAAUUUCGGUGAUCAAGUCCGUUUCAGACUUUGCCAAUGGAACUCUCUCUCCGAACAAUUUAAUGGAUCAAUAUAUUGACAUUAGUAUUCAUGAAAUUGGCCUGUCGGUUGUCAAUGAUCUCACACAUCAAGAACUCAUUUACUUAACGAUCAACAAAUCGAAGGAGAUGUGGACAGAAACUCGACAAUCAGUGAUAGAACCACUUUCUGGAAGACUCAAUCAUCGACUGGAAAAGAAAUAUCGCGCUCACGUCAAAUCAAAUGAAUCCGAAACGGAAAGAAAAACAUAUCAUGUCGGUAGACAUCGCCGUGCUUCAUUCAUGGGAAACUCGGCGGAUAUUAUCGAUCAAAACGAUCAACGGAUACGAAUUCAACGCCAAUCACUUGAUGGACUACGAUUUCGAUGUAGUUGGUCAACGACAAAUGUCGCUUAUCAUCUACGCAUCAAUCAUAUUCAAGUCGAUAAUCAACUAGAGUAUACGUUGUUACCAGUAAUUCUUCGUCCGGUAAAUUCGCCUACAGGGCAGAAGCCAUGUAUUGAACUGAGCGCUUUGAAAAUAAUCAAUACACGAUCGAAUACUGUUUAUUUCAAAUAUUUCAAAAUCGUGUGCCAAGAAGCGAUGGUGCGUCUUGAUCAAGGUUUAACGGAUGCGUUUCUUACAUUCAUCGAAACGGAACAGAAAUCGACAAAACUGACGAUUGAUAUGAAUUCGGACUUAAAAGCACUUAGAAAAGGCUUUGUGAAGCUUGUUGAAAAACAAUCGAAUGAAACAAAAAUGUACUUUGGUUGCAUCCACGUCUCCCCAAUAAAAAUCCAUGUCAGUCUGUCAUCAAACGGCCCCAAACCAAAUCAAUUGGUUCUCGUCGAUUACCCUUCAAUUGACUAUUUCAUUCAAAUAUUAAAUUAUGUGAGAGUUCACGAUGUGAUUUUGAAGCUGAAUUACUACGAACGAGAAAACGAUCGAUUUACCUUCAAUAAAUUGAUAGAUGAGGUUUAUGAGCAUUAUUUGAAUCAAAUUUGGAAGCAAGUGUAUGUCGUCCUACUGGGCCACGAUGUACUUGGAAAUCCUUUUGGAAUCAUUCGGGAUGUUGCUCAUGGUGUGAAAGCACUUUUCCACGANUAG
Molecule: messenger RNA, 4740 nt
Organism: Adineta ricciae
Lineage: Eukaryota; Metazoa; Rotifera; Eurotatoria; Adinetida; Adinetidae
Source: the annotation of a GenBank genome assembly